UGGUGUAAAGUUGUUUGCGGCGCUGUAUUAUUUCUUCAGGGUAGUGAUCAUUGAGUCCAUAGUCCGUUCUUAUCAGCUGCCUGCCCUGACAUUGUACCAGUUGUUUUGGUUUGUAAUUUUCAAAUUUGGCAUCAAUUGGAUGUAGGGCUGGGUGAUAUGACCAAAAUCUCAUAUCCCGAUAUAAGUCAUUUCAUAUCCCGAUAACGAUAUCUAUCCAGAUAUAGCACAUUUUAAUCCAAUGAAUAAAAAGUUGUUGCUGUCUCGCUGCUUCUCUGUUCUUUCUCAGGGCUGUGGGGCUGAGCCCUCAGUGUGUGCAGCACAGCAGAGACAGACAGCGGUGGAGCUGACGACAACUAAACUCGUUAUGUUACUGUUGUUCUGGAAUGCAAGUGAAAACUAUAGUGUCCCUCAUGCUGCCUGCUUGCACACAACCCCAGAGAAGUUCUUCAUUGAGGCCUGCGAUGAGGGGGCUGAUGCUGUGCUGGCAAUUGACAGGGUCUCAAAUGAGAUGACUCUCACAGGUAAAAAAGAUGUCCCUCCCUCAGCAGUCACCAGGCCUAUAUGCGGCAUCAUGGGAACUAUUCGCCUGGUAGCAGGGAUGUACCUGAUUGUCAUCACCAGGAAGAGGAAUGUGGGCAGCCUCCUGGGCCAUGCUGUGUGGAAGGCUGUGGAUUUUGAUGUGAUCUCUUAUAAGAAGACAGUGUUGCAUCUCUCAGAGAUCCAGUCUCAAGAGAACAAGACUUUCCUGUCCAUGAUUAACAAUGUGCUGACCACAGAUGGCUUCUACUUCUGCACUGACUAUGACCUGACACACAGUCUGCAGCGGCUGGCCAACACCAGCCCAGACUUCCAAGAGAUGAGUCUGCUGGAGAGGGCAGAUCAGAGGUUUGUGUGGAAUGGGAACCUGUUGAGAGAACUGUCUGCGCAGCCAGAGCUUCAUAAGUUUGCACUUCCUGUUGUCCAUGGAUUCAUCGUCAUGAAGCCAUGUCGUAUAAAUGGGAAGAUCUUUGAGUGGAUCCUCAUUUCCCGUAGAAGCUGCUUCCGGGCUGGCGUCAGAUACUACGUCAGAGGCAUCGACUCUGAAGGCCAUGCGGCUAACUUUGUGGAGACUGAGCAGAUAAUUUUGUAUGAGGGAGCAAAGGCUUCAUUUGUACAGACACGAGGCUCCAUGCCCUUUUACUGGAGUCAGAGGCCCAACCUCAAAUACAAACCCAAACCUAUAAUCAGCAAAACCACCAAUCACAUGGAUGGUUUCCAGAGACAUUUUGACUCUCAGCUGCUUCUCUAUGGGAAGCAAACAAUUCUGAACCUGGUGAAUCAGAAGGGCUCAGAGAAACCACUGGAACAGGCCUUUGCCAAGAUGGUGUCUGGCAUGAACAAUGGUAUGCUCAAUUACAUAGCCUUCGACUUCCACAAAGAGUGCAGCCACAUGAGAUGGGAUCGUCUCCAGAUCUUAGUGGAUGCUGUCGCUGAAACACAAGAUGAAUACAGUCACUUCAUGGUGAACUCAGAGGGGAAGACGGUAGCCCAGCAGAGAGGAGUCUUCCGCAGUAAUUGCAUGGACUGCCUGGACAGGACUAAUGUUAUUCAGAGCCUGCUGGCCCGACGCUCCCUGCAGUCUCAGCUUCAGAGGAUGGGAGUUCUGAAUGUGGGUCAACGGAUUGAAGAGCAGGCUGAGUUUGAAAAGAUCUACAAGAACGCAUGGGCUGACAAUGCCAAUGCAUGUGCUAUACAGUACGCAGGAACUGGAGCCUUGAAAACAGACUUCACAAGGACAGGGAAAAGGACCAGGUGGGGGCUUCUGAUGGAUGGCUGGAACUCAAUGAUCCGUUACUACAAAAAUAACUUCUCUGAUGGAUUCAGACAGGAUUCUAUUGACCUGUUUCUGGGUAACUUUGCUGUCGAUGAGUCUGACGGACCCACUCCUCUUCGUGUGCAGAAGGACUGGAAGUUCCUCACGCUGCCCAUCAUUAUGCUGGUGGCAUUUUCCAUGUGCAUCGUCUGUCUUCUCAUGGCUGGUGACACUUGGACAGAGACCCUGGCUUAUGUGAUGUUCUGGGGGGCUGCUAGUGCGAUUACAGCCACUAUCAUCCUGUUUAACGGCCAAGACUUUGUGGACGCCCCCAAACUGGUUCACAAGGAGAAGCUGGACUGAGCAUGCAUGCAUGCAUGCAUGUUUUUGUGUGUGUGUGUGUGUGUGUGUGCGCGUAUGUGAGGAGUAUCUGGGCCCAGCAGGUUCAUAUACCUCAUAAUCUUUAAAGUCUUCUUCCCCAGGUCUGGACUCCAGACUGAUCUGCUGCCUUCAUACUGCCCUCCAGACUUCCUCAUCCAAAACAGUUUUUCUGUUAUUUGUCUACAUUAUUAACCCUCUUCAGUUGUACUGCACACACUCCAUCACAUGGUUUGCAUUGAAUUUCCUAGAUUUCAUAUACUGUAUCUUUAGGUUGGUUAUGCUGGUUUGUUUGUUAUGUAGGCCGUAGGUUGUCAGUUAUACAAAGGAUCUGUGAUGGCACUUUAGGUAACUGUUUCUGUGUUAAUUAUUUUCCACCAAAAAGACUCCUAACACUAGUGCUCAUUUUCUUAUUUGUGAAUCAUUCUUAAAAAUAUAAAUCUGUCACAAUGUUAUAACAAGAAUUUUUCUAUUGUGCUUCAUUACAAGCCUUUUAGUUAGCAGCCCUGUUCACCCACAUAGGUGUUUUUGAUUAUUCUGGCUGAUCAGACCUCCAGUCAGGUUGUCAAGUUUGGUGGAGCUAUGCUGGAAAUUACAUAAUAUCAACAAACUCUGUGUACAAAUAAAUGAUAAAAGUAU
Messenger RNA from Epinephelus lanceolatus (giant grouper), 2809 nucleotides. It is a transcript of the gene sacm1la, whose product is annotated as SAC1 like phosphatidylinositide phosphatase a. NCBI's taxonomy places the organism in Eukaryota, Metazoa, Chordata, Actinopteri, Perciformes, Serranidae. The record is from RefSeq and is a predicted model, not a curated record. Gene Ontology annotation, biological process: phosphatidylinositol dephosphorylation. Gene Ontology annotation, cellular component: endoplasmic reticulum. Gene Ontology annotation, molecular function: phosphatidylinositol-4-phosphate phosphatase activity.